Molecule: messenger RNA, 1950 nt
Organism: Oncorhynchus tshawytscha (Chinook salmon)
Lineage: Eukaryota; Metazoa; Chordata; Actinopteri; Salmoniformes; Salmonidae
Product: glutenin, high molecular weight subunit PW212-like
Exons: 2
Coding region: 1-1950 (649 amino acids)
Source: RefSeq, a predicted model, not a curated record
AUGGACACCCAGCCUUCAGGGCCAGGGGGGAGGGAGGCCAGCACCAGACACCAGGGCCAGGGGGAGGGAGGCCAGCACCAGACACCAGUCACAGGGGAGGGAGGCCAGCACCAGACACCAGUCACAGGGGAGGGAGGCCAGCACCAGACACCAGUCACAGGGGAGGGAGGCCAGCACCAGACACCAGUCACAGGGGAGGGAGGCCAGCACCAGACACCAGUCACAGGGGAGGGAGGCCAGCACCAGACACCAGUCACAGGGGAGGGAGGCCAGCACCAGACACCAGUCACAGGGGAGGGAGGCCAGCACCAGACACCAGUCACAGGGGAGGGAGGCCAGCACCAGACACCAGUCACAGGGGAGGGAGGCCAGCACCAGACACCAGUCACAGGGGAGGGAGGCCAGCACCAGACACCAGUCACAGGGGAGGGAGGCCAGCACCAGACACCAGUCACAGGGGAGGGAGGCCAGCACCAGACACCAGUCACAGGGGAGGGAGGCCAGCACCAGACACCAGUCACAGGGGAGGGAGGCCAGCACCAGACACCAGUCACAGGGGAGGGAGGCCAGCACCAGACACCAGUCACAGGGAGGGAGGCCAGCACCAGACACCAGUCACAGGGGGGGAGGCCAGCACCAGACACCAGUCACAGGGGGGAGGCCAGCACCAGACACCAGUCACAGGGGAGGGAGGCCAGCACCAGACACCAGUCACAGGGGAGGAGGGAGCCAGCACCAGACACCAGGGGGGGAGGGAGGCCAGCACCAGUCACCAGUCACAGGGGAGGGGAGGCCAGACCAGACACCAGUCACAGGGGGGAGGCCAGCACCAGACACCAGUCACAGGGGAGGAGGCCAGCACCAGACACCAGUCACAGGGGAGGGAGGCCAGCACCAGACACCAGGGGAGGGAGGCCAGCACCAGACACCAGGGGAGGAGGGGACCAGCACCAGACACAGGAGGAGGGAGACCAGCACCAGACACCAGGGGAGGGGAGGGAGACCAGCACCAGUCACCAGUCACAGGGGAGGAGGCCAGCACCAGACACCAGUCACAGGGGAGGAGGCCAGCACCAGACACCAGUCACAGGGGAGGAGGCCAGCACCAGACACCAGUCACAGGGGAGGGAGGCCAGACCAGACACCAGUCACAGGGGGAGGAGGCCAGCACCAGACACCAGUCACAGGGGAGGAGGCCAGACCAGCACCAGACACAGGGGGGAGGAGACCAGCACCGGUCACAGGGGAGGAGGCCAGACCAGCACCAGUCACAGGGGGGAGGGAGACCAGCACCAGACACAGGGGGGAGGGAGACCAGCACCAGUCACAGGGGAGGAGGGAGACCAGCACCAGUCAGGGGAGGAGGGAGUCACAGGGGAGGAGGGAGACCAGCACCAGUCACCAGUCACAGGGGAGGAGGGAGACCAGCACCAGUCACCAGUCACAGGGGAGGAGGGAGACCAGCACCGGUCACAGGGGAGGAGGGAGACCAGCACAGGGGAGGAGGGAGACCAGCACCGGACACAGGGGAGGAGGGAGACCAGCACCGGGCACAGGGGAGGAGGGAGACCAGCACCGGGACACAGGGGAGGAGGGAGACCAGCACCUGGCACAGGGGAGGAGGGAGACCAGCACCAGGCACAGGGGAGGAGGGAGACCAGCACCAGACACAGGGGAGGAGGGAGACCAGCACCAGACACAGGGAGGAGGGAGACCAGCACUAGACACAGGGAGGAGGGAGACCAGCACCAGACACAGGGGAGGAGGGAGACCAGCACCAGACACAGGGAGGAGGGAGACCAGCACCAGACACAGGGGAGGAGGGAGACCAGCACCAGACACAGGGGAGGAGGGAGACCAGCACCAGACACAGGGGAGGGAGACCAGCAGGUCUGUAAGCCGUCACCUUUCACAGAGUGGAGGAGGUGGGAGGCUGUUACUACCCAUUGA